This is a messenger RNA of Ylistrum balloti, 3012 nucleotides long. RefSeq names its product peroxisomal biogenesis factor 3-like. Gene Ontology annotation, cellular component: peroxisomal membrane. Lineage: Eukaryota; Metazoa; Mollusca; Bivalvia; Pectinida; Pectinidae. Bases 113 to 1234 code for a protein of 373 amino acids. Gene Ontology annotation, biological process: protein import into peroxisome membrane. The record is from RefSeq and is a predicted model, not a curated record. The transcript is spliced from 13 exons. Gene Ontology annotation, molecular function: protein-macromolecule adaptor activity.
UUUCUUUGGACCUUGGUCAACAACGUUUAUCCAUGCAUCUUAUUUCAGAAGAGAAAACCUUUCGAUGACCCAAGUGAUGUAGCAGCAGAACAAGAAAAUUAAAACACAAAGCAUGUUUUCUUCCAUGUGGAAUUUUAUCAAACGUCACAAAAAGAAGUUUAUCUUCAGUGGUUUUCUCGUUGGAGGUGGUGUAUACUUGUACAGAUAUGCACAAAGAAAAUUUAAAGAAAUCCAAGAAAAAGAAGCAGCAGAAUGCUUGAAACAUGCCAGACAACAGCAUCAUUUUGACAGCAAUCAAAGGACUUGUAAUAUGACAGUGAUAUCAAUGCUUCCAACACUGAGAGAAGCUCUGAUAAAGAAGUUUGACACAGAUGCUGUGAAAGAAUCUCUGAAGACAUGUCCAGAAAAUAAAUUAGAACUUUGGGAAGAAUUGAAAGUUAUCAGUCUAGCCCGUAUCAUCUGUGUGUUGUACGGCUGCAGUAUCCUGUGUCUUGUCCUGCGUGUACAGCUCAACAUCGUCGGGGGCUACAUGUUUCUGGACAGCAUGUUCAAUCGCAAUGGAAUGACCCAGAACAUGGCAGUGGUUCCAAAAGAACUCCAAGAGAGAUACUUAUCCCUGAUUCGUCACUUCAUGGAUCAUGGACUGCUUGAGCUGUGUGAUCUUAUCCAUGGAGCAGUAGAAAAAGAGGUUUGGAGUGUGUCCUUGAAGGAACGUUUGUGCUUUCACAACCUUAAAGCCAUUACUGGUCAGAUCCGCGAGCGCAUUGAGAGCAGCCCCGAGAUCUCUGAUCUGCAAUCACCCACCCUCAUGUUGUGUUCCUACAUGUUGCCCUCGGAGGGACACACAAGUACAGUCAGUAAUACUGAAAAUGCUGAAGAGAGAAUGUACCAUCAGCUGGUUCAAGAAACAAGGGAUGUUUUAGAGAGUCCCGACUUCCAUGCCGUCCUCCACACUUGUCUGGACCGGGGAUUUGCUAAGCUGUUAGAUAGUCUGGCUGACCACUACCGACAGACCGCCAGUGACCAGCAUCAGAAUCUCCAUGAAGUUGGUAUACCUAUGGCCAAACUGAUACCUGUGAUAAGCGGUCUGCUGUUUAAACUCUGUAGUGACACACCAAACCCUUUGAUCCAGGAAUUACUGCUGCUUGACCAAGCUAAGACAUUGGCGGCUAAUAUUUAUGAGGCAUUUAGCCAGCAGGAGGAACUGGCAUCAGGAGUUGAUCAGAAAACUUGAAUACACUCAUUAUAGCCUGAAAAAAAACUUCCUGUCGCUGAGGUUGUAGAAUGGUUGUCGACAAAAACUUUGAUUAAUAAAUAUGAUGCUGAUUAAAACAGCAUCAGUAGUAAUUUAUUCUGAACCUUGAGCAUUUCCAUUGGCUAAUUUAAGCUAACUGUAAACCUACUUAAUUUAGUGCAAUCAAAUUUUACCAUAUUAUUGCCUUAUGGCAAAUCGGCGUAUCCACAAUAAAUACUAUAUAAGUAACAUACAGAAACAAUAAUUAAUGCUAUCAUAUUUUAGCACUAUGCUUUCAGCGUGAAAAGCACUAAAACAAAAUUAUGGCUAAAAUCUGUAUGUUUACAGUGAUGUAUUUUGCCAGGGAAAACCUUGGUUUUUAUAUUAACAUGGUUUCCCUUUUUAAAAAAAAUCUUUCAAGUGUAUGCAUGAAAAUUUAAAUGUCCACUCUAAGAUGAAGAUAGAAAUGAAAACAUUUGUUUAAACAGAGGAAAUAUUGAGAACAUGGCUGUUUAAUGAACGUAUACAGAGGAAAGAUUUUGACCUCGUGACUUGAUUGGCACAGAAAGAAAAUAGUUGACAAUAGGGCUAUGAUUUCAAAUCAAUAAAAUACAGGCAGUUUCUCUAACAAGGUGGUGUUAAUGUAAGGCUAUGUCAGGAUAAAAAAUGUGUACAUAAUAUAUUGUGUGUAUAUGUAUGCAAGUGGAGGUGUGUGUGUAUUAGGGUGGAAGUUUGUGUGGGUGAGACUGUUUAUAUGUAUUUGACUCUUGGUACUUGUAUGUGUGUGAAGGUGUGUGUGAAGGUUUGUGCGGGUGACUGUGUAAAUGUGUUUGACUGUGGGUAAUUGUAUGUGUAUGAUGAUGUAUGUGUAUCGGGGUGGGGGUUAGUGCGGGUGACUGUGUAAGUGUGUUUGACUGUGGGUAAUUUUAUGUGUGUGAUGAUGUAUGUGUAUUGGGGUGAGGUUUGUGUGAGUGACUGUGUAAGUGUGUUUGACUGCGGGUAAUUGUAUGUGUGUGAGGAUGUGUGUGUAUUGGGUUGGAGGUUUGUACAGGUGACUGUGUAAAUGUGUUUGACUGCGGGUAAUUGUAUGUGUGUGAUGAUGUAUAUGUAUUGGAAAGGAGGUUUGGGUGACUACAUAUAUGUGACUGACCGUGAAUACUGGUAUGUGUAUGAAGUUGUUAAGAUAUAAAUGGUGAGAAAUAUUUGAAACUUCCAUAAUGAACUGACGUUAUUUUAACAGAAGUAGGAUGUAUGUGGAAUAUUUCAUGAAGUCGGUUGUAAAACUCACUGUUUGUUUACACAUAAAAUCAUAGCAUACUGAAUUAUAAAACUCAUACCAAGCCUUUUUUGGCUUGACAAGUUUUAUCUGUAUAUUGUCUGAACUUGUAGAUUUCUGUAUAGAAUUGUACAUAAUAGUAAUAAUGCAUUUGUACAUGAUAUACAAAGCAUUACAAGUAUAAGUUAUUUACAAUUGAUUUAAUACAUGUCUUCAAUAUUUUUUCCAAAUAAUUGUAAACAAUUAUCUUGAAAUUUCAAGAUGUUUAUAUAAACAGAAAAUGAAGAUUUUUUUUUUAUUUAAUUUUGUUUAUCAAUGACUGUUGAAUUUAUACUCUGAUUAAGAAAUUACAAAUUUUGAUAAUUGCCAACACAGAUUCUGAAUUACAAAAUUAACAUGAAAUAUUUCACGAAAGGAUAAUUGAAUAGUUUUGUAAAUUCAAAUUUUCUGGAAUGUUGAUAGAUUUUGAUCUCACAAUUCCUACAAUGAAGGAGACAUUUCA